Molecule: messenger RNA, 9033 nt
Organism: Salmo salar (Atlantic salmon)
Lineage: Eukaryota; Metazoa; Chordata; Actinopteri; Salmoniformes; Salmonidae
Source: RefSeq, a predicted model, not a curated record
UAGUGUUUAGUGUCCGUCUCAAUCUGUUUAUGUGUGUGUAUUUUUGUGUGUUACGCAUCCACAUAACACACACACACACACGUUAAUCCACAGUAUGGCUUGGUAGUGGAAUGGUUCUUUCAUCAAAUCAUUCAGCUGGUACUUGUUUUCAUGACAUGCCAUCCCCCUAUGCUCUUUCUCUCCUUCCCAAACAUCACCUUUUUGCUUUUGACCUCCAUCAAAACCACAGUGAUACAUCCUACAACGCCUUCCUCUCUUCUCAAAGGAGCACAUUUUCUCUCACAGUAUUGCACAACAGUCUCUUCUCCUUCUCCCAUUAAAUGUGUAACUGCCUCCGUUUCCUUAUAUUUAAUCAUUUUACUCACACACAGGAGGACUAAUGCAAGGUCCCAAGGCAUACUCCAUAUCUAGCAAAAAAGGAAUAAACCAAUAUAUUAUACUGUUCCCAUCUCAUCCUGCACCUCUUAUGAAAUCACUGCUGUCUGAUGAAGACUGACAAACAUUAUCUGUAGCUCUGCGCUUAAUACUCACUCAUUUCUCAUUCUACUGGUCUGUCACCUGUGUAUGCAUCUCUCUCUACCCCCCUCCCCCCACCACCCCCUCUCCUAUCACUCCCUCUGACACACACACAAGCACUCAAAGAUAAUGGACUAAACCCUUGCUGCAGUUUUUUACCUUUCAGAGGAUAUUUUUUGUUUCAUGCUUUUCUCAUCUGUCGCUCUCAUUUUAAGCGCCGUUCAUCUCUAUCCCAUCAUUGUUUUCCACCUACACCCCCACACUUAAUUAUCCAGUCAUUUCUUUAUUUGUUGCUCCAUCUUUUUCAUUUGCCAUCAGAAAAUUAUUCACAUAUCCCAAUGUUCUAUAUGUUAGAGGGUCAUUUUGUUUUUCUGAUAUAAUUUGAGAGUUAUGUUUACUUCUAUGGGGAAUCAUUUUUGUAAGUUAUUACUGGGACUACUGUGAUAUUAAGGGGCAGGUAAUUUAGUGUAGUUAUUUUUGGAACAAUGUUUAGCAAUAGGAGAAGAAAAGUGUUGAAGACGGUGGUGAAAAGGUUGUAGGGAAUUAGGUUUAUUGCGAACUAACCAAAAAACUGACUUUUUGGUGUGUGAGUGAGGGAAAGGGAGUGAGAGAGGGAAAGGGAGUGAGGGAGGGAAAAGGAGUGAGAGAAGGAAAGCGAGUGAGAGAGGGAAAGAGAGGGAAAAGAGUGUAAUAACACAGCAAUAGUAAACCACAAUUCAUUCUCUCUCCACCUCUAUAUUUCCUUUUGUUCUUGAAGGAGAAUGUUAUGAUUCUCCUCUACAUUAUAUGAAGAUAUUGGGGAAUGGGAUUUUUUUUAAAAUAUUCUUCACAAUGAUAAAUGCAUUCUGGAUGUAGCUGUUUUCCUGAGGAAUUACUCUGUUUCGGAUUGGACUCCAAAUGAAAGCCUCUAAUUAACUGUUAAUUGAAAUUCAGGACUUUUUGGUGGUUUUUCCGAAUGGACUAAAGCUGAUUUUAAUACUUUUUUCUACUAAUGAAUUUUAAUGGGAUUUUACUAUCAAGGAUUAAGGACUCAACAUCUUAUCUUCUAGUGAUAUAUUUGUGAUUGUUACAAUUUCUCCUAUCUACAAACACAAUUACAUUUAGAAUCACUCAGUAUUAAGGGUUAAUUAGUUCACCCUCCCUCAGUCUGAGGCUAUGAGAGGGAGAGAGGAGUCCCAGGCCACACCAUCAUGCUACUUCUGAGAAGCAGGGAUGACAUUUUGGCUGCCAAUACACAAGGUAUUACAUUCCCACUCCUCGAUUAUGCCUGUCUGCGGCUGCCACAGCCCCUCCCACCCUCAGGAAAGGCGAGCGUCCCCCACGCCCCUGCCCCCCCAGGAGGUGAGACGUCCUCCCCGGCGCCGUGCGGCCCUCUCCUCCCUCUCCCUGUCCCUCCUGGGCCUCCUGAUGUGCCUGUUCCACUUGCCCCCCGCCUGUUACUCUCGCAGAGACAAGGGCGGGGGCGUGGCCCACUACAUCCCCAUGGCCCAGCCCCCCCACCACCAGGUGCUGCCCAAGCUGGUGCAGGGCCUCAGCAUCGCCGUGGUGCUGGUGGGCAACUCUAGCGAGGUGGCGUUGGCGGGCGCCCGGGAGAAGGACGACUUCCUGCACAUGCCGCUGGCGCCCAACGUGGAAGUGCUCACCAUGAACGAGACGGACCCCAAGAGCAUCAUCAAGAGCAUCUGUGACCUGAUGACAGAGCACUGGCUGCAGGGCGUGGUGUUCGGGGACGAUACGGAUCAGGAGGCCAUAGCCCAGAUCCUGGACUUCAUCUCUGCACAGACACACAUCCCCAUCCUGGGGGUCCGCGGGGGCUCCUCCAUGAUCAUGGCUGCCAAGGAUGACAACUCUAUGUUCUUCCAGUUCGGCCCGUCCAUCGAGCAGCAGGCCUCGGUCAUGCUCAACAUCAUGGAGGAGUACGACUGGUACAUCUUCUCCAUCGUCACCACAUACUACCCCGGAUACCUGGACUUUGUCACCAAGAUCCGGAGCACCAUAGAGAACAGCUUUGUGGGCUGGGAGCUGGAGGAGGUUCUGCUGCUGGACAUGUCAGUGGACGAUGGAGACUCGAAGAUCCAGAACCAGCUGAAGAAGCUUCAGAGCCCCGUCAUCCUGCUGUACUGCACUAAGGAGGAGGCCAACACCAUCUUCGAAGUGGCCCACUCCGUAGGGAUCACGGGCUACGGCUACACCUGGAUCGUCCCCUCGCUGGUAGCUGGGGACGCUGAAGUGAUCCCUGCCGAGUUCCCUACAGGUUUAAUCUCUGUGUCGUAUGACGAGUGGGACUACGGCCUGGAGGCUCGCGUGCGCGAUGGGGUGGCUGUCAUCGCCAUGGCAACCUCCACCAUGAUGCUCGACAGGGGGGCACACACCCUGAUGAAGUCUGAGUGCCACGGGGCCACGGACAAGAAGGGGCCCAUUGCUGGGAAUCCCAAUGAGGUGCUCAGGUACCUGAUGAACGUGACGUUUGAGGGCCGGAACCUGUCCUUCAGUGAGGACGGCUACCAGAUGCAUCCCAAACUGGUCAUCAUCCUACUGGACAAGAUGAGGCAGUGGGACAAGGUGGGGAAGUGGGAGAACGGCUCCCUGUCCAUGAAGUACCACGUCUGGCCUCGCUUUGAGAUCUACUCAGGGGCAGAGAGCCGGGAGGACGACCACCUUUCCAUCGUCACGCUGGAGGAGGCUCCGUUCGUCAUCGUGGAGGACGUGGACCCCCUCAGUGGCACGUGUAUGAGGAACACUGUGCCCUGCAGGAGACAGCUCCAAACCAUGCUCGCGGGAAAUAAAACCGUAGACUCUGGGAUCUACAUCAAGCGCUGCUGUAAGGGUUUCUGCAUCGACAUCCUGAAGAAGAUCGCCAAGCACGUCAAGUUCACCUACGACCUCUACCUGGUGACCAACGGAAAACACGGCAAGAAGAUCAACGGCACCUGGAACGGCAUGGUGGGAGAGGUGGAGACGAAGAAGGCCCACAUGGCUGUGGGCUCCCUCACCAUCAACAAGGAGAGGUCAGAGGUCAUUGACUUCUCGGUUCCCUUCAUCGAGACGGGCAUCAGCGUCAUGGUAUCCCGUAGCAACGGCACCGUCUCGCCCUCUGCCUUCCUCGAGCCCUUUAGUGCUGAUGUGUGGGUGAUGAUGUUCGUGAUGCUGCUGCUGGUUUCGGCGAUUGCUGUGUUUGUGUUUGAGUACCUCAGCCCUGUGGGCUACAACCGCUGUCUGGCCGACGGUAGAGAGCCUGGAGGGCCCUCCUUCACCAUCGGCAAGGCCAUCUGGCUGCUGUGGGGUCUGGUCUUCAACAACUCUGUCCCAGUGCAGAACCCCAAGGGUUGGACCAGUAAGAUCAUGGUGUCGGUGUGGGCCUUCUUCGCUGUCAUCUUCCUGGCUUCCUAUACUGCCAACCUGGCAGCCUUCAUGAUCCAGGAGGAGUAUGUGGACCAGGUGUCUGGACUCAGCGACAAGAAGUUCCAGAGACCCAAUGACUUCUCCCCUCCAUUCCGGUUUGGGACGGUCCCUAACGGCAGCACGGAAAGGAACAUCAAGAACAACUACAAGGAGAUGCAUGGCUACAUGAUCAAGUUCCACCAGAAGAAUGUGGACGAGGCCCUCUAUGGUCUGAAGACUGGUAAACUGGACGCCUUCAUCUACGACGCAGCAGUGCUGAACUACAUGGCUGGAAGGGACGAGGGCUGUAAGCUGGUGACCAUCGGCAGUGGGAAGGUGUUUGCCUCCACGGGCUACGGCAUCGCCAUCCAGAAGGAGUCUGGCUGGAAGAGACACGUCGACCUGGCCAUCCUUCAGCUCUUUGGAGACGGUGACAUGGAGGAGCUGGAGGCCAUGUGGCUGACGGGGAUCUGCCACCAUGAGAAGAACGAGGUGAUGAGCAGCCAGCUGGACGUGGACAACAUGGCCGGCGUCUUCUACAUGCUGGGGGCGGCCAUGGCUCUGUCGCUCAUCACCUUCAUCGCCGAGCAUGCCUUCUACUGGCAACUGCGCUUCUGCUUCAUGGGCUACUGCACGGGCAAGCCAGGCUUCGUCUUCUCCAUCAGCAGGGGCAUCUACAGCUGCAUCCACGGGGUUCAGAUCGAGGAAAAGAGCAGCUCAGCUCUCGACUCUCCAUCGGUCACCAUGAACAACACCCAAUCCAACAUCCUGCGUCUGCUCCGAACCGCUAAGAACAUGGCCUCCCUGUCCGGGGUUAACGGCUCACCUCACAGCGCCCUGGACUUCAUCCGUCGUGAGUCAUCCGUCUACGACAUCUCCGAGCACCGCCGCAGCCUGGCAGGUCACUCGGACUGCAAGCCUCCGUACAUGCCGGAGGAUAACAUGUUCAGUGACUACAUCAACGAGGUGGAGAGGACGUUCGGGAACCUCCACCUGAAGGACAGCAACCUGUACCAGGACCACUACCUGCACCACCACGGAGGCUCUGCCCUGGGGCUCAGCGGCCCACCACUUAACAGACCCCACAGCCUGGGCAGCAACAGCUCUCUGGAAGGGGGCAUGUUUGACUGUGACAGUUUAGGUGGAGGAGUGGCACCCAUCUUCACCACACAGCCACGCUCUGCCCUGACCCACAGGAACAUGAGUAAGUUUGACCUGAUUGCCAGUCAGAACCCACCCUCCGGGCCGGGCUUCAAAUCGGGACUUUCAGACCUGUACGGAAAGUUCUCCUUCAAGGGAGGGGCCUCCAGCUCAGGUUACAUCCCCGGGCAUGACAGGUACUGUGGGGGAGGGGGCAGAGAGGAUGACGGAAACAUCCGUUCAGACGUUUCAGACAUCUCCACUCACACUGUCACCUACGGGAACCUGGAGGGCAACGCUAAAAAACGUAAGCAGUAUCGCGACAGCCUGAAAAAGAGGCCCGCCUCGGCCAAGUCGAGACGAGAGCUGGAUGAGAUUGAGCUGGGCUACCGGAGAAAGCCCUACCACACAGGCUACCACCACUACCACGGCCACCGCUCCUCCUCCCCGCCCCUACUGGCCUCCGAACGCAAGAGAGGAGGAGGGGGCAAUGCAGGGAGCACAUCCUACCUGUUCCGAGACAAAGAGAGUGUGAGGGAUUUCUAUUUGGACCAGUUCCGCCCCAAAGAUGGUGUCCCCCAAUGGGAACAUGUGGAUCUGACAGACGGUCCUGGAGGGGGGGUGAGGGGCGGGGGGAACUGCACCAGUUUGGUGUCAGUGGACGACUUCCUGAAACAAAAUAAACCCAAGAAAUCAGAGUCUAAGAGUGGGGGAGGCACAUCAGGGGCGGGGUUGGCAGGAGGAGACUGGGAGUGUCGAAACUGCCGUGCCAGCGGAGGAGGGGGGAAGCAGAUGUUGAUGCAUGGUAGCGGGGUGGGGGAGAGGGGAGGCGGGUACGGUGGAGGGGUUAGUUGUGGAUCAUCGGGGGGUGGAGGGAACAGCCGUCCCAGCUCUGCCACCUGCAUGCGCUGCGAGGGCUGCAAAAAGACAGGCAACCUGUACGACAUCAGUGAGGACAACAACCACCUCUUGGAACAGAUGGGGGGUGGGAAAGUCGGAGGCAUGGGGGCUGUGGGGUUAAGUGGAGGUGCCCAGCCUCAAUCUCAAGCCCAGCGUAGGAAGUCUGCCGGCUUUGGAAAGCCCCUCCGACGGCAACACUCGUGCGACACCUUCGUAGACCUUCAGAAAGAGGAGGCAGUCGGAGUCAGGGGGGUCAUGGGGGAUCUAGGAGGGGGCAGUGGGGGCAUGGGGGGUGCAGGAAUGAGCGGGAUGUUGCCUCCUCCCAGAAGUGUUAGCUUAAAAGAGAAGGAGCGCUACAUGGAGGGUGUUAGCCCUUUCGCCCACAUAUUUGAGAGGCAUGGAGGCUCAGAGAGGGAGAAGGAGCGAGACAGAGACCCCCUGUUCUACAGUGGUGAGAUGGUCAAAGAAGCAGGGUCGCCGUUCGGCUUGUUCCGAGGUGGCGAGGGCCUUCACCGCCGCUCAGUGGGGGAGAGGGACAUGAGGGACAGAGAAAGAGCCAUGAUGGAGGGCGGUGGAGGAGGAACCUACUCGUUAUCCAAAUCUCUCUACCCGGAUAGGGUCAACCAAAACCCCUUUAUUCCAACCUUUGGUGACGACCAGUGUCUCUUGCAUGGCGCCAAACAAUACUACAUGAAAAAGCAACAGCAGCAGCAGCAGCAGAUGCCCCCCAAAAACAGCCGAAGUGACUUCCGGGGCUCCGUGGGUGUGACAUCUUUCUUGCCAGCGACUGCCACUGCUGGGGUCAUGUCCACCGUGGCCCCCAGGUUCCCUAUGGAGCUGUGUCUGGGAGGGAACCUCCACGGCUCCACGCUGGGUGUGGGGCCAAUACAGCGCCCGUUCAAUGGCAGCAACGGGCACGUGUACGAGAAACUCUCCAGCAUUGAGUCAGACGUGUGAGAGAGGAGACUGGGUGGGGAGGCAUGGAGGGAGAGAGGGAUGGCAUUAGUCCUGGGAAGUCAGGGAUGAUGAGGCACCACUGUCCACAUUGCAACCGCAACACUUUUAACAAGGAAGGAGAACAGUCAGGGAAGAGAAGAUGAACGACAGAAUGGUGAAAAGUUUCGACAGAAGAGAGCAGGGUGAGUUAGAAGGAAAGAUGGGGACAUUCAUGCCCUUUUAUUUUGUUACAAAACAAUGAAUUCAAGAGGUGACACGUGGGUAGGGUUAUGUUAACUCUAUUAUUUAUUUGGCCGUUGCCAUCAACACACUCAAAAAGAACACAAAAGUGACACCUCAAUGUGAUUUUGCAAGUUUGAGACAAAUGGCUUAGAGUCACACCUACAGAGUGAUUAUGAGAAGGGAAUGUGAGUGAGUAGUGAAGUGUCCAUCUGGUCAAGUGUUAUUAGAGAAAGGAGAUGUUGUCAUGACUCAUGUUUAUGAUAGCUCUGAGACCGAAAAUGAGUUAGUUGGAAGACGAUGGCCGUGUUUAGCCCCUGCACUAACUCUCCCUCUUUUUGCCUCUACACUCUUAGAGAAAAGGGGUCCAAAAGGGUUAUGUGGCUGUCCCCAUAGGAGAACCCUUUUUGUUUCCAGGUAGAAUCCUUUAUGUUUCCAUGUAGAACCCUCUGUAGAACAGGUUCUACAUGGAACCCAAAAGGGUUCUACCUGGAACGUAAAGGGUUGUACCUGUAACCAAAAGCGAUUCUUCAAAGAGUUAUUUUAUGGGGACAGCCGAAGAACCCUUUAAGGUUCUAGAUAGCACCUUUUUUUCUAAGUUAGUUGUUCUGCUCUCUUACACCCAAACAACCGUCUUUCACUCUUGUUUGCUAUGAUAAUUCAAUCAUAAAUGAAAAUAAGAUAUUCUUACUGAAAUAACAGGGUAAAACAACAAUAAUGUUAUUAACAUUGUGAUUAACAAAAGUGAUAUUAUGAAGUGCUUAUGACAUUAAGUUUGUUUUAUGUUCCUUUGAUAUUUCAAUACUGUUUAAUAUUUGUUGUUAUUUCUUUGUCUGCCCGAUGGUGGCAGGAAGCUUGUUAUCUAAUUCAACUAACAAGCCUGAAGGACUGAGUGAAAAGUCAUUAGGUCUCUUGUUUUUGUUUUAAUGAUAUACAGUCCGUGCUCAUUCGUUAAUUUGCUGUUUUUAAAAUUAUUCCGGAAAGAUCUGGAAGACAUAAUUUGCACAGUACUGAAAGGUUCUUCUUUGUUUGAAGUUUCAAGAGAUUUCACACCCUGUUUCUGUACUUUUGUUGGUCAACAACUGUGAAAGACGUGUCUUGUCAUAAAGCAGAUGGCUGAAGAUACUGACUGAAGGUCUUAAAGGACUCCAGAUGAUGUGUACCCCAGAGAGCACAGCAGGGCGUGGUGUAACAGCAUGAUGCGUACUGAACACGGUGUUAAGAUGUGUACUGUACAAUAUCCACUUGUCUCGAAGGGAAAACGUACUGCUCUGAAACCAAGUCAUUAUUUACAGAUGUGAGACUGAGAGACUGUGGUGUGUUUCAAGACAAUAACAUGUUUGAUAACUAACACUUAACUUGAUGUGGACAUUAUCACACAGACAUUACAAUACCAUCGGAAGUGCUUCAUAAACCUGCCACACAUCCAUACUAAAGAACACCACAUAUACUGUCAGACUGCUGUGCCUCAUCUAACAAGCAUUUGAUCAACCCUUUUGGAUUCAGGUUCUUAGAAAACAGCCAGCAGCCUUCUAGGCUCACUUUUUAACACACCACUUAUCUCGUAAAAGCCGUUGCGUUCACGCUCCGAAGUUAGGAAGGUCCAUACGGGCUUAUGAGACACAUUGAAGAAGCAUUGUGAAUGCAGUUUUACUUCACGUCAGUCAGAGUGUUUCAUGUGUAUUAUAGGCGUAUGCUCUGUAAUUCUAAAUUUAACUCAAAUCCUCUUAAAAGAUGUUGUUGCCCAAAGAAGAUAGUAAUGGUAUUGAUUAAAGGCUGAAUGUAAGUCGUGAGGAUGUCUCUAAAAGGGACAUUCCUCCUCAGACUGAGGCAGUUAGACGGAGGGUGUCUUGAGAAUGCUCACGCUGUAUGCUUUGACAGAUGUUGACAGAUGUUAGCCCCCCCACCCCCACCCCACCC